UGUUGCUAGGCGGAACUCGGACUCAGUUGCCUAGGUAGCCUAACCUAAGCUGCGGCCUGCAAGUUUUUCCAGAGCCCGAGGGGAAGCCGCGGGCGCCGCCGGGGAUGCUGCAUCUUAGGGGCGGUUGCGUGCUGUUAUGGAGGGCGAUAAGAGAAGAACCAAAGAUGACACUUGGAAAUCAGAUGAACUAAAGAAGCAUCUUAAGGUGUCUCGAUCAGAUAGUCAGUCUGAAGACGGGAGACAUCGGCAGAGGAAAUCACGAGAGGGUGACAGCAAUGAUGCUGAUGACUUGCCAAAGGAUCAGGAGAAGGUCAGAGUGAAAUUGAAAGAAAAAGCAGGAGAAAAAGUAAAACUUACUAAAUCGAGUGACGUAAGACAUAAGAAUGAAAGGAAAGAGAGAAGAGAAAACGAUCAUCCCAGAGAACACGAGAGAGAGAAAGUUAAGCUAAAACAUGUCCAAGAAGAAAAACAUAACACUGGGAAAAGUGGUGAGAGACACAGCGGCAAAGGAGAGAGGAAGCAUAAGAAAGAUGACCCCAAUCAAACACUGAUGGAAAAUGCUAUGGAGGCUUUGGGGGAAAGAGAUAAAGAACAUUAUAGAAGAAGAGACAGCAAGGAUCAUGCAGAUCCCCCAAAAGUAAAAGAUGAAGAAAGAGAAAGAAAACACACAGAUAGAAAGAAUGAAGAGAGCAGCGAUACUUUGGGUGAGGUUUCAACACACAAAGGUGAAGAACGUGAACACAGGCACAAGUCACACAAGGAACGGGAACCAGAUAAGGAAAGAAGAAGGCACCGAGAGAAGAAAGAGCAUGAGCUCUUGGCUGUAGAAGGAAAAGAGAAGUUUUUGAAAUUAAGAAGUUUGACAUCUGUCAGGGAUGGGGAAGAAGGGCACACCUCCAGGAAGCAUAAGGAGCAGUCUCACUAUGAAGACAGACACCAUAGGGAGAACAGUGAAAGACAACACAGAGAAGAAAACGAAAAGAAGAAGAAAGACCACAAGCUCCGUGAACAUAAAAGCCAAGGCAAGAGCUCAAGGCAUGAAGCUGAAGCAGGCCAUCCACGUGAAAGUGGUACAAAAGAAAAAGUAAAGAGCCAUGUCAAGAGUGAAAAAGAGGCUACAAAACGAGAACGCCACAAAAGUAACAACCUGUCAGCUGUGGGAUCCAAUCGGCAAAGGCUAUCAAAUGAAGAAAGUGGCAAUAAACCAAAUAAGGACACACCUUAUCCAGAUGCAAAUUAUGAUAAUGAUUCUGUGAACUAUGAAGAUGAUUUUGAGGAUUAUGAAGAUGAUUUUGAUGACAUAGAUGAUGAGGAUGAAGAUGAAGGUGGAGAUAGCCAAGAGCAAGAAAAGGAAGAAAGGGAAACAAAAGAAAAAGUAAGAAAAAUUCCAGUAGCCAAGAGCGCAGAAAUAGAAGCAAUUCAAAAAGCAAUUAAUGCUGAAAAUGAAAUGAUUGAGACCUUCCUCCCAAAACAAAGAGAGAAUCGAAAAGGAAGGGAAAAGGAACUGAAAAUAGAAAGGCAAGAGUCACCUGCUCGAAGUCCUGUUUCUGGAAAGUUCAUUGAUUUCCAAACUGCCAAACAGCGGCAAAGUAUCAGAAAGAUUGCCAGUGAGCAGAAGAAACGUAGCAUUGAACUGCUCCGGCUUAUUGACCUGGACUUUUCAGUCACCUUCUGUUUGCUGGAUUUGCCUCCAGUGAAUGAAUAUGACAUGUAUAUCCGGAACUUCGGGAAAAUAAAUACCAAGCAGGCCUAUGUACAGUGGAAUGAAGAUAACCUGGACAGGGAUGUUCAGACUGAUGAAAUAGAGACUCAAGAAAAAUGGACCCAACAUCCUGGAGAAACUGCCCUUGUGUCUGGAGGUCCAAAAAGCAGCAGUGAUAUAUCUUCCCUUACCCCAAAGAUUGAUUCCCAGAGAUUGGCAAGUUUUCUGAGAUCCGCUUGUCAGGUUAUUGAAGUUCUGCUUGAGGAAGAUCAAGUAGCAACACAGCCCCGGCGGAAUCUGAGAUCACGACCAUCCAGUCUGUCUAUUAGUGACAGGUGCUUCCAGUUAAACACCAAUCUUCCUUUCUUGAAUGGUCGAAGGGUGUCCUGUUUGCACAUCUCGCAGGGUCAGAGGCAAGCUCUGCUUUCUGUUCAUGGGUUUCCUGAGAAGUCAAAUGGCUUACCACUGGACAGCAAAUACAUCAUUUGUGUGUGGAAUGUCUGGCAACCUUCUAGUCCUCAGAAAUUAUUGUUUUGUGAAUCUCAGGUGACAUGCUGCUGCUUUAGUCCUAGUAAGGCCACUUUAGUGUUUGCUGGAACAAUUGAUGGUUCAGUGCUGGUAUGGGAUCUCAGAGAAGACUCAAGAUUGCACCACUGCAUGAAGGUCAAUGAAACAGAUUGGACAUUUCGAUCUCCAACAUUUUCUACCGAUGGAGUAUUUGCCUCAGUAAACCACACAUGUUCUGUGCUGACAGUCGAACCUGUCUCAACAUCUGUCUUCAAGGAGCAGAAUUGUGGACUUUCCUACCUCUCAUCUCAGGAAGAAAUGUUAGGACUUUCAUUUCAGAUUGCCUCUAUGGAUGAAAAUGGGACUCUCAGUCUGUGGGUAGUAGUUGAACUUCAAAAGGGGGAUCUGGCAGGCUCACAAAGUGAUUUAGGCUUAAUUCCAGGGGGCAAAAUAAAACUGGUCCAUAGCUCUACAGUUCAGCUGAAUUGCAGAUUUUGUUCAAGGGAUACUGUGCUCAUGAAGGUACCUCAGACACUGAAUAUUAAAUUUCUGCCUUCAAAUCCAAAUCAUUUUGUUGUCGGAACAGACGUUGCUAUAGUGAGCCAUGGUACAAGGCAUGAAUUAAGAAUACCUCCCAGGUGGUUCAAACCACAGCAGGGGGCGCCGAGAUCAAUCAGAAUCAAUGCAAUCGACUUCUCUCCUUUUGGAAAGCCCAUCUUUUUGGUGGGCUGUUCAGAUGGCAGCAUAAGAUUGCACCAAAUGACCUCUGAGCUUCCGCUUAUGCAGUGGAACAACAGCACAAGCGGGCAGCCCAUAAUUUCCCUGCAGUGGGCUCUGACUAGACCAGCCGUCUUCUUUGUUUUGGAUGCCAUGUCUGUCGUUUACAUUUGGGACCUGCUGGAAAACGACUUGGCUCCCGUAGCCAAGCAGCCUAUCUGGUCCGAUAAGGUUAUAACUAUGGCUGUACUGGGCGAGCCUGAAAAACCCAGCGGUCUCCUGGGGAUUGCCCUAGCCAAAGAAUCUGGAACAAUAGACAUAAAGUACGUAAAGAAGAAGUGGGCACUACCUCAGCCAGAGGAAUCUGAGAAAUUAAACCUACUUCUGCAGCAGGCCUUGUAAAAAAAAGAAAGAAAGAUAUGCCUUUCUGUGAAUACACACAUAUAACAACCAUUUGAUUUUAGAUGUAUUUGUUAAUAUUUGGGUUUUAGCUUAACAUCGCUUGAGUAAAACAUAUGAUUUCAUA
Molecule: messenger RNA, 3452 nt
Organism: Lacerta agilis (Sand lizard)
Lineage: Eukaryota; Metazoa; Chordata; Lepidosauria; Squamata; Lacertidae
Gene: DYNC2I1
Product: WD repeat domain 60
Biological process (GO): intraciliary transport
Cellular component (GO): cytoplasmic dynein complex
Molecular function (GO): dynein light chain binding; dynein heavy chain binding
Source: RefSeq, a predicted model, not a curated record